CAUCAUCAAGUACAAACUCAUCAUCCUCUUCUUCUUCUUUUCAACACUUCCUUCCCACUACUCAUGUAACCACCACAUCAUUGACAAUUGCAUCCUGCAAAGACAUAGAGUCUUUUCCUUCGGAGGCGAUGGAAGGCUUGACUUCUAUCCGAAUUUUACAAAUUUCAGAUUGUUGGGAUUUGAAAUCAUUGCAUCCUCAAGCAGUGAAGCAAUACCUCGCCGAUCUUGAAGAGCUUCAAAUUGAGUCUUGUCAAAUCUUUCAUUCGUUGGAGGGCAUCGGAGGUCUUUCUGCCCUAAAAGCUUUGAGGAUUAGGGAUCUGCCCAAAUUGGUUGCAUUUCCAGAGGAGCUUGGAGACCUCAAAUCCCUUCGGAAACUUCACAUUGAAAAUUGUCGUAAUCUAUCAUCACUACCUCAAGGUAUGCGUCGUCUGUCAGACCUCAAAUCCACAACAUCAGACUUCCUCUUCUACCUCUGGACCAAUUGAUGAUUCUUGGCACAUGGCACAUGUAGAGAGAGCAACCAAGUUGUGGAUAUUCUUGCAACUUUGAUGUGACAAGAAAGAAAAUUGUUUU
This is a messenger RNA of Nelumbo nucifera (sacred lotus), 573 nucleotides long. The record is from RefSeq and is a predicted model, not a curated record. NCBI's taxonomy places the organism in Eukaryota, Viridiplantae, Streptophyta, Magnoliopsida, Proteales, Nelumbonaceae.